This is a messenger RNA of Chrysoperla carnea, 1633 nucleotides long. RefSeq names its product zinc finger protein 184-like. The transcript is spliced from 3 exons. Gene Ontology annotation, cellular component: nucleus. The record is from RefSeq and is a predicted model, not a curated record. Bases 53 to 1537 code for a protein of 494 amino acids. Gene Ontology annotation, biological process: regulation of transcription by RNA polymerase II. Lineage: Eukaryota; Metazoa; Arthropoda; Insecta; Neuroptera; Chrysopidae. Gene Ontology annotation, molecular function: zinc ion binding; DNA-binding transcription factor activity, RNA polymerase II-specific; sequence-specific DNA binding.
AGUUGUCGUUGUUUACAUAUCUUAACCUCAAACUCUCGAAUGUGUAAUUACUAUGCCCUUAUGUGCAGCAAAUAAUUGUUCAAAUCGCUUUGAAGAUGGUUUUCGCCUCUUCUUAUUCCCUACGGAUGAACAUAGAAAGAAACAAUGGCUUAUCAACAUGGGUCGGGAAGAUUUUACGCCUUCAAAGAUUUCUUGUGUGUGUGAAGUACAUUUCGAUGAGUCGCAGUGGGUACAAAACCUUGCUGCCGGUUGGAAAAAAUUGAAGCCAAAUGCAAUACCAACUUUAUUUAGUAAUCCAAUCCAUCUACUUUCAUUUAAUGAAACAAACGUAGACGUUCCCAAUUUUCUUCAGAUAUGUCGUAUAUGUUUAAGCCCAAAUAACGAUUUAAUUAAUUUAUUCAAGCCCUCGUCGAACGAUAAACUACCGUAUCUAGAAUUCAUGGAGCAGACAUCUUUGCAGGUGAGUUCUGACGAUGGUCUACCACCAUAUGUAUGCAACGAAUGUUUUCAAACUAUACUAGAAAUAAAAAAUUUUAAACAAAAAUGUAUUCAAUCUGCAAAUUUAUUGAAAAAUUAUAAUGGACCGAAUACAAUAGCAAGUUUAAACGCAUAUAUAAUAUCUAAAACACAAUCCGAUGGUAUUGUGCAUGUGGAUAAGAAGGAAAAUUUGGAAACUACAAACUUGGAAAAUAAAAAUCAGAAAGAAAAGAACGAACAAGAUACGAAGUAUAAACUAGAAGAAAUCGAUAACUUUUAUACGUUCCCAGAUCCAAUUGAUAGAAAAAAUCUCAAAAACGAACCGUAUUCUGUUUGUCAUAUAUGUGGAGCAAAAGCAAAGUAUAUCCUAAAACAUCUAAAGACACAUAAUGAUACAUACGAUUUGAAAUGUGAUAUUUGUGGAAAACAAUUUCGUCAUAAUAUAGCGUUACUUAGGCAUUUAUCUGAUCAUAGACGUGAAAAAAGCGAAGUAAAACCUCAGUGUGGCAUAUGUCACAAAACUUUUUAUGAUAGACAUACUUUAAGACGACACAUAAAAACCGUACAUCAGGACACACGACCAUUCAAAUGUACAUUAUGUCCAAAAUCGUUUCAUGAUGAACGAAUAUUGAGAAUACAUAUGGUUACACAUACCGGUGAAAGGCGUUAUAAAUGCGACGUUCAAGGUUGUAGUCGUACAUAUACACAAUCUACACCAUUAGCCCAGCAUAAAUUAAAAUGUCAUUCAAAUAAUGUAUCGGAAAUAACAAAAUUCAAGUGUAAAAUUUGUUCGAAAGCGUUUAAACAGAAAAAGACUAUGGAAGAACAUUUACGCUUUCACUCUGGUGUAAGGUGUACUAAAUGUAAUAAGUCGUUUACAUCAAUUAAAAAACUUAACAUACAUAUGAGAGAUCAUUUUGGUAUCGUAGAAAAAAAAGACAUAGAAGCGAAGAAUAAGCAACAUUCAGAAUUAUUAGAAUCAAUAGAUAAUUUAAUACAGCAAGAACAAAAUUGUACACAAGCAGACGUGGAUCUAGGUUUGUUUGAGCCUAUAGUUUAAACCAUUAAACCAGUACAUGCAGUAUCGUUUUAUUGGAUAAAGAUUACAAAUUGAGGUUUAUAAAUUAAUAUCUGGAGACGAGAAAGAGUCAAAUCA